Messenger RNA from Strigops habroptila (Kakapo), 3174 nucleotides. It is a transcript of the gene EFCC1, whose product is annotated as EF-hand and coiled-coil domain containing 1. Gene Ontology annotation, molecular function: calcium ion binding. The record is from RefSeq and is a predicted model, not a curated record. The transcript is spliced from 8 exons. Lineage: Eukaryota; Metazoa; Chordata; Aves; Psittaciformes; Psittacidae. The coding region runs from base 170 to 2065 and encodes 631 amino acids.
GGCGGGACGAGACCCCUCCGCCGGGGCGCCGGAGCCUGCGGGGGGCGGCGGCAGCCCCCGCGCUCCGUGCCCGGGACACGGCCCGGCCCGCCCCGGGGCCGAGCAGCGGGGCGGGGUUCGCCGGCGGGAGGUGGCGGCGGAGCGCGGCGCGGUGGGUCCGGCGGGCGCGAUGGAGCCGUCUGAGGGCUGGGACCCGUACGGGCGGCCGGCGCGGCGCACGCAGUGGCUGGUGAGCGCCCUGGCCUACCACUACGGGCUGGACCGCGGCGUGGAGAACGAGAUCGUGGUGCUGGCCACCGGGCUGGACCAGUACCUGCAGGAGAUCUUCCACCACCUGGACUGCGCCGGGGCCGGCCGGAUCCCGGGCGAGGACUUCCGGACGCUGUGCCAGGUGCUGGGGCUGGAGGAGGCGGCGGAGGCGGCGGCCGACCCCGAGGAGUGCGCGGAACUGUGGGAGGGCCUGUCCGCCGAGCUCACCUUCCGCCAGUUCCACGCCCGCCUCUGCGGCUACUUCAGCACCAAGGCGGGCGGCCCGCGCCGCGCCGUGCCGCGCCUGCCGCUGGGCCGCGAGAGCGAGCACAUCGAGACCCAGAUCCGGCUGCGCAGCCCCCGCCGCCGCCGCAGGGACCCGCCCGGGCCCGCGGCACCGGCCCGGCCCGGCGGCGGGGAGGCGGCGGAGCGGCGGCCCGCGGGGCCCUGCUCGCGGGAGUGCUACGAGGAGAUCGUGGCGCUGGAGCAGGCCGAGGACCGCAUCGCCAAGCUGGAGGAGGAGAACGGGAGCCUGCGGGAGCUGGUGGAGGACAUGCGGGCCGCCCUGCAGAGCAGCGACGCGCGGUGCCUGGCCCUGCAGGUAGGACUGCGGAAGAGCCACGCUAACCAUAAGGAAGAGGGGACCUGUUUUAUAGGGUGCAAGAGACCGUUAACACAGAACCACUCCCAGACCAAGUGCCUUCAAAGUGUACUGAAGGAAGUGGAACUCAUCCGGAGCUCCAGGGAUGGGCAAAUAGAAGAAGCAAUUAGGUUCAAUCAGGAGCUGGAAAGAGAGCUGAAGAGCUCUCAGGAAGCUCUGGUCAAUCUGGAGGACUGCAACCGUCACCUGAAGAGGGAACAAGCAGAAAUGAGGAAGAAGGUGGAAGAGGCGAGACACGCUGUCCUUAACAGUCUUGGCAAAGUGAAGGAGCUGGAAGUGAAAGCCAACGAGGUGCCACAUCUGCAAGUAUACAUCCAGCAGCUGGAAUCGGAACUGCAGCACUACAGGUCAGAACGGGUGAGAUUGCAGCUUCCCUCAAGCAGCAGCCCAGAGCAGAAGGAGGGAGCAGCCCUACCAGAUGGGAGAUGCUGCCUGGCUGUCGAACAACAGGACCGGCGCUCGCCCACCGGCGGGGCUGGGGCUUCUGAGAACGAGGAUCAGCUGUUCCGUGCUGUGGAGGGCCAGGCUGCCUCUGAUGAGGAAGAAGAGAAGUGGGCAGGAGACCAGCCCGCCCAGGUGGACCACAUGAAGAAGAUACUGGCCAAGCUCCCCUGCUGUGCCAGUGGGUGUGAUGAAAAGAUGUGGAAAAAGCUAAUGUCUUACCUGGAGACCACCAAUAGUGAUGGCCGUGAAGCAGCGCCUGUGGAGCUGGCAGAGAGAAUCACACAGCUCACUGAACAGCUCCAGCUGAAAGGGCACGAAGUGCAACAACUGGGAACAAACAUGGAAGAGAUGAAAGGCCCAUUGCUAGGUGAGCUGCAGCAAAAGGUGGAGGAGACCGAAGUGCUGAAGAUGGAGCUGCAGAUGUUGGAGACGGAGAGAGUUAGGCUGUCCCUGGUGGAGGAAAAGCUCAUGGAUGUUUUACAGCUUCUUCAGCAACUUCGAGACUUGAACAUAUCUAAGCGAGCCUUGGGGAAAAUCUUGCUGAGCACUUUGGAAUCCUGCCGGGACCCCCAACCUGGAAAAGCCCACCUAUUUGAAGUCCUAGACACUCUUUACCACGAGCUGGGAGGCUGUGAACUCCUACAAAGCCAGCCUCUGGAGAAAGCACAGAGUCGUCAGGCCUUGUCCAACCCGCUGGUCAUCUCCUGCUGAGCAGCAGUGCCAAGUACACCCAGAAAAACAGUCCUCGUCCCUUCAAAGGCACAUGAGUGAAUAAGAGCUCCGUGAUGGAGCAGAGCAACAGAAUAAUCCAGCCAUGAAACUGGAGGCAGACUGCUUCUGGGAAGAGCACCAGUGCCUCAGCUAACGUCAAAGCCCCCCCUCGCAUCCGGAGUGGUCCCACGCUGUGAGGAUCAUGUAGCAAUGUCUGUCUGUGACACACAUCCUUGUGUGAUAGCCUGUAACUGUGCCAAUAACCGAAUAAAAACCAUUCCAAACACACAGGCCGGACCUGUGCACGUGUACAGGCCUGGUUGCGCACUGGCUGGGCACAGUUUGUAGCUCAGUUCAAAAGCAAAAUGCAGCCCAUGUUAUCACUGGCAAGUAAACCACUUCCUCAACAUACACGUGACAACACGGCCGCGUUACAGACACAAACAUGAGGGUAUGCCAGCAGUGCAGGUUUAAAGGGCUCGUGUAAAAUGUGUUUGUGUGUCUCUAUUUGUGAUUCAACUAUUCACCUUAUUUAACUCUGAAGUUAGAUUGGUUAUUGCUCUGCUGAAUUCUAUAUUUGCAAUUCUAGAGCUGCCUUAGAAAUCUUCAACAGGCUUUCCUGACAACGGUCUCAGAUUUGACAUGAAAAGCUAAACCCACCUGCUUGACAAAGGUACAAACCAACCUUGUUCGCAGGCCCUCAAGGAAAGGAAGGGCUGAAAAGCUCCCUUUGCAACAGCUGCUGUUGGUGCAUUAGCAAACACCACGGGCAGUACCCACGCUUGUCCUCUCACUUCACUUCCCUCAGUGCAGCUGCAGACACACAAAGCGAGGCCUCACUUCCAGACCAGUUAAUGUGAAACACUGGCCCCAGUCAUGGUGCCACGUUACCCUUUAAUCAGCAAUAAAAUCAUUCCUGAGGGCAAAAGUAAAACCAAAAGUUGCUUCCAAGAUGCUUUUGCUGUUUCAUUCACAGAAACGGAAGCAGCAGAGUUCCUAAAUGACCCAACUGAAGUUAUGUUAUUAAAAAGAUGCAUUGUAUGUCUUUUAAAGAUGUGAAAUGAUUUGCCUGAGAUAACACCAGCAGUGAAAUAAGACCAUUCAACUCA